AUGGCUUCUUCCAGUAGCUACUCCAACCCUCCAUGUGCAGCUUGUAAAUUUUUGAGAAGAAAGUGUCUACCAGGUUGCAUCUUUGCUCCUUAUUUUCCACCAGAAGAGCCACAAAAAUUCGCAAAUGUACACAAAAUAUUUGGUGCAAGCAAUGUAAGUAAACUCCUCAAUGAAAUUCAAGCUCACCAGAGAGAAGACGCGGUUAAUUCUCUUGCUUAUGAAGCUGAAGCGCGUAUGAAAGAUCCAGUUUAUGGUUGUGUUGGAGCUAUCUCAGUUUUACAAAGACAAGUUUUACGCCUUCAGAAAGAACUUGAUGCUACCAAUGCUGAUUUGAUGAGAUAUGCUAGUAAUCAACAGAGUAAUAAUAAUUAUAAUUAUGGGACAAGUCAUGAUGAUCAUCAUCAAACUAAUUAUGGAUUUUCUCCUAAUACUACAUGGAACAAUAACCCUGAAGCAGAUGAUGAUAUACAGUAG
This is a messenger RNA of Solanum verrucosum, 474 nucleotides long. RefSeq names its product LOB domain-containing protein 25. The record is from RefSeq and is a predicted model, not a curated record. The coding region runs from base 1 to 474 and encodes 157 amino acids. Lineage: Eukaryota; Viridiplantae; Streptophyta; Magnoliopsida; Solanales; Solanaceae. The transcript has a single exon.